CCUCUUACAAAACAUGCCCCAACUUAGCGAGCUCGCCAAGCAGGGGAAGCUGAAUCCUCAACAGAUCAAGCAGUUGAAAGAGUAUGUAGAUAAGUACAAAAUCGCCCCCAACAACAAACCGGCUCCACCUCCACCUCCUGAACCUGCCGCUCCUAACCCUAAUCUCAAAACUUCCACGAGUCCGUUCCUUAGCCAAAGUCCUGCAAAUGAAGCCUCGUACCCCAUCAGCGCGACUCCUCCGGCCGUUACAGGGACUGGUCCGCAGCAAUGGCAGACAGCGCAGCAGGGCAGACCGAGUUUGACAGCUGGAAUCGCAUCAGGGAGGAUAGCUGGAGCCCCCGCGCAGAUCGCGAGGAGCGCAGACGACGCGUCAUACACGUUUGAAGAUACAAGGGCUCGCAGGAAAAAUGCGCCUGGCGAUCAGAGCAUGCGGAGAACAAUCCAGGAUCUGGUCGCGAGCAUAGACCCCAACGUGAAGAUCGAGCCCGAGGUUGAAGAUCUCCUUUUGGACAUCGCGGACGAGUUCAUCGACUCCGUCACAAACUUCGGCUGCCGACUGGCGAAACACCGUAAUGGCGACACGCUCGAGGUGCGAGAUCUCCAGCUACAUCUGGAGCGGAACCACAAUAUUCGUAUACCUGGCUUCGCAUCUGACGAUACCCGAAUAUCACUGUCGCAGACGGCGAUAGCACCUGCUGCCACUGGUGGCAGCACGAAUAAGAAGGGCACGCAGAGCAGUCAAGUUACACAACGGCAACAACGGCUGGCACAAGUGCAGCAGGCCAAACGGGAGGCGAAGCUCCUGUAGGUGUGCCAGUGGUGUUUUACCUCUUUCCAUACCAUUUGUCUUUUGCUGUCGUAUGGAUAUCCUUUUGUAGCGCAGCUAUUGUACUAUUAAUUUUGACUUCUCAAAAAGUCAGUCAGCC
Molecule: messenger RNA, 926 nt
Organism: Phanerochaete carnosa HHB-10118-sp
Lineage: Eukaryota; Fungi; Basidiomycota; Agaricomycetes; Polyporales; Phanerochaetaceae
Exons: 6
Coding region: 14-808 (264 amino acids)
Biological process (GO): DNA-templated transcription initiation; RNA polymerase II preinitiation complex assembly
Cellular component (GO): SLIK (SAGA-like) complex; transcription factor TFIID complex; SAGA complex
Molecular function (GO): TBP-class protein binding; DNA binding; protein heterodimerization activity
Source: RefSeq, a predicted model, not a curated record